This is a messenger RNA of Fimicolochytrium jonesii, 1317 nucleotides long. Its product is annotated as HIRA-interacting protein 5. Lineage: Eukaryota; Fungi; Chytridiomycota; Chytridiomycetes; Spizellomycetales; Powellomycetaceae. The coding region runs from base 210 to 1130 and encodes 306 amino acids. Gene Ontology annotation, cellular component: mitochondrion. Gene Ontology annotation, molecular function: iron ion binding; iron-sulfur cluster binding. The record is from RefSeq and is a predicted model, not a curated record. Gene Ontology annotation, biological process: iron-sulfur cluster assembly. The transcript has 3 exons.
AGACGAGCCAGUAGUCAAUGCGGCGUGUUCUCAUGUCGUCCUAGCCGAUUUCGCAGCUGCUUCCCGACUACGACUUGACGAAACGCUGCAUUUCACUUCUCAUCCCUCCUUCAAAGUACAGUACAAGCUCAAUCGCACAUACCCUCGCAUACACACUCGCAGCAUAUCCUCCUUCACUCGUCAGUUCUUCGUUGCUAUUCGCGAAAACGAUGGUUCCACCCACAGCAACAACAACCGGCAGCCUCCGCAACUCCGCGAUAUGCCUCCUCUCAUCGACCGCUCGUCAACGUUCCUCUAGCGCAAUCACACAGGCGGUAACACUAUCGGCGCGGCGAUGCGCUUCGGGCUUGGUGAGACGGGCGGGCACGAAAUUUGAGCUGAAGGGUAGGGCGCCGACUGUGGUGCCUGGAAGUUUGGCGUGGAGGAGGGCGGCGGGAUUGGGGGCGGAACAACAACGCCGCACAAUGUUCAUCCAAACCGAAUCAACCCCCAACGUCGACUCCCUCAAAUUCAAACCAGGGCAGCAAGUCCUCCCCGCCCCGCAAACCGCCGAAUUCCUCUCCCCCCGCGACGCCCUCGGCACCUCGCCCCUCGCCGCCUCCCUCUUCCGCAUCGACGGCGUGCAAUCCGUCUUUUUCGGGCCGGACUUUAUCACCAUCUCCAAGGACCCCGACGCGAACUGGCAGCUCAUGCGGCCGGAUAUCUACGGCUGUAUCAUGGAUUUCUUCGCGACGGGUCAACCCGUUAUGCGUGCGGCGGGAGCGGAGGGCGAGGACGGCGCAUCGGUCCUGCGGGGCGACACGGAGAUCUUACCGGAGGAUUCGGAGGUUGUGGCGAUGAUUAAGGAGUUGCUGGAUACGAGGAUCAGACCGACGAUCCAGGAGGAUGGCGGGGAUAUCGAGUAUAAGGGGUUUGAGGAGGGGAUUGUAAAGUUGAAGCUGCAGGGGAGCUGUAGGACGUGUGAUUCGUCGGUUGUGACGCUGAAGAAUGGGAUUGAGACUAUGUUGAUGCACUACAUCCCAGAAGUCCAGGGCGUCGAACAAGUCCUCGACCCCCACGAAGCCGUCGGACAAGCCGAGUUCCAGAAAUUCGAGCGCCAGCUCCAACAGCACCAGCUUGGCGGGGUCUGAGAUCUCUGGCUUUCCCCUUCACGCCGCCCAUCACCAACCCAGUGUUCGCAGCCCGGAGUUCGGGCAACGCACUAUCUCGCAUUAUCUACGCCCGAGAUGUCACAACACUCUUUACAUCCCCGUUACGUGUCUGGUUCGAGCGUUCAUGCAGUAUCCACACUCGAAUCCCUCAUCGUAGAUUCACCCA